This is a messenger RNA of Phycodurus eques (leafy seadragon), 1170 nucleotides long. It is a transcript of the gene dkk3a, whose product is annotated as dickkopf WNT signaling pathway inhibitor 3a. The transcript has 7 exons. The record is from RefSeq and is a predicted model, not a curated record. Gene Ontology annotation, biological process: multicellular organism development; negative regulation of canonical Wnt signaling pathway. Bases 167 to 886 code for a protein of 239 amino acids. Gene Ontology annotation, cellular component: extracellular region. Gene Ontology annotation, molecular function: co-receptor binding; receptor antagonist activity. NCBI's taxonomy places the organism in Eukaryota, Metazoa, Chordata, Actinopteri, Syngnathiformes, Syngnathidae.
ACGCACACAGUGCAGCCAGCCAGCCAGCCACCGCACGUAAUUACAGCCCGGGCCUUAGAAAACCAGGAAGGAACCAUCCGUUCGGCCUGAUAAGCAACCACGGUGCCAAAGGGGGCUGCGUCCAUCAAAAUGAAGGUCACAGAAGUGCAGCAGCCUCCUCCUAACGAUGAAGAUGCCGCUGAGUGCCAACAUGCAAGCCGUCCUGCUACUUUUACCUCUGCUGGCGCCCUCCGAUGCUAUCCUGCCCGAGUUAGUGCACCCAGGAAUUCACCUCAUCCUGGACAAUUCCUCGCAGGAAGAGGAACGCGCGGCGGUGCAUGUGGAGCAGCUGGCCGAGGAUGAGCAGCAAAUCCCUGUGCAGCAAGAGACAAACCUUGCUACAGCAACUGUGCAGCCCACUGAGCUGGACAACCAUAUUGACGCUGGCUGCGUCACCGCUGAGGAUUGUGGGAAGGAGAGCUACUGUCUGCACGAGAACCACAAUUCCAGGUGUAAGCCUUGCAAAGGCAUCGACGUGUCCUGCACUGAGGAUGAGGAGUGCUGCGGUGUACACUUGUGUGUUUGGGGUCAGUGCAGUCCAAAUGCAACCAAAGGACAAGCUGGCAGCACGUGUCAGCUUCAGGCGCACUGCAGCCCUGACCUCUGCUGUGCCUUCCAUGCAGCCCUGCUCUUCCCAGUCUGCUCUGCGAAACCCAUCGAACGCGAGCGCUGUUUUCCUGCCUCCAACCACCUGACCGAGGAUGACACACCCAGAAAACAUUGUCCUUGUGCUGGGGACCUCCACUGCCAGCACCUGGGGCGAGGAUCCAUGUGCCUUCGAGCGGUCGACUCGAGUGAAGAAGGCCUGACAGACAGCCUUUACUCGGCCAUAGACUACAUCCUCUGAAAUGCUUUAGUCACAUUGCAAUUAUGUUUCACCUUGAAUCCUCAGGAACUGUGUUCUCUUUCUGUUUGCACACAGCAUGGAAUGUAAAAAUAAAUUGUUGUACUUGCUUACCGGAGUUUUAGAAGUCUUAUCAAACAGGAGAUAGUUGACUGCAUGAGUAGCUCACUUGCCUGGUGGAUUAAAGUCAUCACAGGGCAGGUUAUCAAGUUCAUGACGUGUUUGCAACCUCACUGGAACUAUGCACUAAAGCUUCACGCACUGUAUGAGCAAUAAAAACGUACUGC